Molecule: messenger RNA, 2436 nt
Organism: Talpa occidentalis (Iberian mole)
Lineage: Eukaryota; Metazoa; Chordata; Mammalia; Eulipotyphla; Talpidae
Gene: TAPBP
Product: TAP binding protein
Exons: 8
Coding region: 228-1580 (450 amino acids)
Biological process (GO): antigen processing and presentation of endogenous peptide antigen via MHC class I
Cellular component (GO): membrane
Source: RefSeq, a predicted model, not a curated record
GGGGGGUGGUGUUGGGUGCUCCAGGAGGGCAGAGCUGAGGUGCCACACCCGAACUGGAGAGGAUGGCCCCGGAUACCAACCUGCCCGGCCGGUAGGGAAGCACCUGCCUCCCAGAAGCUCUCCGCUAAUCGAAGCGGGGAUUUCCUCGGCUCCUCCUGCUGGCCUUUGGGCGAAAGAGAAAGUGAAAGGGGAAGAGGAGGCUUGAAGACUGAGAAGAUCGCGGCGCGAUGAAGCCCCUAUCCCUGCUCCUCAUAGUGGCUUUGGGCCUGCAGACCGUGGUCGUAGCGGGGCGCGCGGUCAUCGAGUGCUGGUUCGUGGAGGAUGCGGGGGGCGGCCGCCUGGCCAAGAAGCCCGCGGCCCUGAUGGUGCACCAGGGCCCGGGGCCACUACCUCCUCGGCCCGACCUCGACCCCAAGCUCUACCUCAAGGUGCUCGAUCCCCCCAGCACCCUCCAGGCCGCCUUCAAGCGCUUCCCCCGGGACGCCCCGGCGCCGCACUGCGAGAUGAGCCGCUACGUCCUGCUCCCCGCCUCGGCGGAGUGGGCCGGCGGCCUGACCCCCGAGGAGAGCUGCCCCAGAGCCCUGGACGGCACUUGGUACAUGGUCAGCGUGUCCAGCCCGGUCGUCAGCCUCUCCAGCCUCCUGCUGUUGCAGCCCGAGCCUCAGCCGGAGCCCGUUCUCUUCACCGUGGCGACAGCUGUGCUGUCUGUCUUCACCAACACACCCUCCCCUCAAAUCCGACUGGGACGAGAUACACUGCUGGACUUGAGUUUUGCCUACACGCCCCCCACUUCCCAGGCUGCUACAGCUCCGGCCCCAGGCCCCCCUCCCUUUGGGCUGGAGUGGCGACGUCAGCACCUGGGUAAAGGGUACCUGCUCCUGGCUGCCACUCCUGGGCUGGAUGGACAGAUGCCAGCUGCCCAAGAGGGAGCAGUGGCAUUUGCAGCUUGGGAUGAUAAUGAGCCAUGGGGUCCAUGGACUGGAAAUGGGAGCCUCUGGCUACCUGCAGUGCGGCCCUCUCAGGAGGGCUCCUAUCUGGCCACUGUCCACCUGCCAUACCUGCAAGGGCAGGUCACCCUGGAGCUUGCUGUGCAGAAGCCACCCAAAGUAUCUCUGACACCAGCACCUCUUGUAUGGGCUGCCGCUGGGGAGGCCCCCCCAGAGUUGCUCUGCCUUGUGUCCCAUUUUUACCCCUCCAAGGGCCUCAAGGUGGAAUGGGAGCUCCACGGUGGCCCAGCAGGUGGCUAUCAAAAGGCUGAGGGGCGAAAGUGGCUCUCCGCGGUUCGCCACCACUCUGACGGCUCCAUCAGCCUCUCGGGGCACUUCCAGCCACCCCCAGUCACCGCUGAGCAGCACGGGGCACGCUAUGCCUGCCGUGUCUACCACCCAAGCCUGCCCGCUUUGGGGCGCAAAGCAGAGGUCACCCUGGAGGUAGCAGGUCUCUCUGGGCCCUCCCUAGAGGACGGAGUUGGCCUCUUCCUGUCUGCCUUUUUGCUCCUCGGGCUCUUCAAGGCACUGAGCUGGGUUGCUGCCUACCUGAAUACACCCAAGGAUUCAAAGGAGGAGAAGAAAACACAGUGAGGGCAUUCACCACCAUCCUGGGGAAACCACCGUUAUUUCUGGCCUCAGCUACUGUGGUAGCACCCUCAUCAACCAUCAUCUGUUCCUGCCCUCUCCAGUCUCUCCACAAGUGACUGGAAUACUUUUUUAUUGUUGUUGGCAUAUUUUUUUUUUAGAUAAAAAUCUAUGGCAUUCAUCUUCUUAGAGCUUCAGGGCAGUGGUUCUCAAAAUUUUUGGUCUCAGGAUCUCUUAAAAAUUAUCAAGGACUCUUAAAGAGCAUUUCUUAGGAGGGUUGUAACUACUUGUUCUAGCACUUAGAAAAAUUUGAAACAUGAAACUAGGGCCACCCUGGUGGUCAAGGGGUUAAGCACAGCACUGUGAAAGAGACACAGCCACUGCAGCAGGAGUUACCAGGGAGCUACCCAUAUGGCUCAGCGGACCUCUCCUUUCUCUCCUGCUGCUCCCCUCAGCAGUGUGUUUCAGUCAGUCUGCCUAUUCUGCUCCCCACUUUGUCUCUGGUGAAUCCUCUCACACCCCCACCCCCAUCUCAGGCCUGUACCCCAGUUCUUGUACACAGAAAUAAAUUAAAAAAAAAAAACAAAAACAUUGGGCUUCCCUGGUGGCACAGGCAGUUGAUCGCAGCGCUGUGCAGCUGUCCACAGCCUCUGCAGCACCGGUUUGAUCCCCACCGGCCUCGGAGCAACCCACAUGGUGAGCAGACCUCUCCUGUCUUGCCCUCUGCUCCCCUCAGCAGUGUGUUUGAUUGGCCUGCCUGUUCCGUUCCCGGCUCUGUCUCUGGUGAGUCCUCUCACCCUCCCGCGCAUCUGGACUGUACCCCCAGCUCUUGUAUAAAUAAAAUAAAUCUUUAAAAAAGACA